AUGCAAUUGAAAGAGCCCGGUGUGGACAUAGAUGACCUCGAUUUGAGUUGGGAGGACUGGGCAUCCAUUGGCAUUAUUGCCGAGAAUGGUGCCAUCAAGUGUCAGCUUUGCAAACAGGUUUUACCCGGGCAUGAGGAGGUUGUGGAUCACAUGAGCAUCAAAAAGAAACGGAACAAACGAUGGUACCACUCUCACUUCGACUGGCUUUUUUGGACGAUGAAAUGCUGGCGGCGGCUUCAGAGGGACGGCUGGCGGUUGAAGUCCCAUGGUGUGUGCAUCUCUCAGAAACGUUUCCACUGCAAAGCCUGCAGUCUGGAUGUGCCGUGGCAAGAUGGUUUCGCAGGUGGUGCUGGAGGCCGCGGCCACAUCUGGACGAAUAAGCACUUGACGACCUGCUGGCGGAACAAAAGCGCUGAGCUCGCGAAGCGUGCCCCAGCGCAUGAGCAGCAACCAUGGGAUGAGAUGCUUAGCCCGUUUACUCACACGGUGCUUGACACCGAGACUGACCAGCUGGUCGAUGCAGCUGUGCUGACCGAAGCCGGUGGCCCCACAAUCACUACUAGCAGCAGCAGCAGUUCGUCCAGAAGACCGCGGAAACGAAAGAGACAGAAGAGCACUUCUUCAUAG
Molecule: messenger RNA, 627 nt
Organism: Durusdinium trenchii
Lineage: Eukaryota; Dinophyceae; Suessiales; Symbiodiniaceae
Source: the annotation of a GenBank genome assembly